Botrytis byssoidea is the source of this 726-nucleotide messenger RNA. RefSeq lists its product as uncharacterized. The transcript has 2 exons. The coding region runs from base 1 to 726 and encodes 241 amino acids. NCBI's taxonomy places the organism in Eukaryota, Fungi, Ascomycota, Leotiomycetes, Helotiales, Sclerotiniaceae. The record is from RefSeq and is a predicted model, not a curated record.
AUGCCUCAAACCCCAUCCAGCCUCUCCCAAUUCCUGGUUUUCUGGGACCUCCCCAUAGAAAUCCGCCUCAAAAUCUGGACUCAUCUCAUCCCACCCCCUCGAAUCAUCCAACUAGCCACCCACCCAAACCGAGACAACGCCCCCCUCAUCUCCCUCACCAAACCACCCAUCCUCUUCUCCAUCAGCCACGAAACGCGCACUCUCGCCCUCUCAACCUACAAUUUCCUUCCCGUUCCACACAUGCGCAUCCCUGUAUCCCGAAACGAAGAUACAGUCUACAUAACCUUGUCGCAGGUGCGCUCUCAUCGUGAAUCUCAGGACGACAACCACAUUGCUACUGUCUUAUCUCUAGUUUCCUAUUUCCCCAUCACCUCUUUAGGAUUCGCGGCGGUAUGCUGGGGUCGGAUGUGCGAAUUGCUCAAUCUUAUUUCGAUUCUAGCAGGGAUGCCUCAUUUGCGAGAGGUAUUGAAGGUUAUUGAGUAUGGAAGGGAUUUUACGGGCGAGUUGGGGCUUCUGGAUAUACCAGAAUGGAGACAGGACUGGAGGAGAAUGGCGAACCAGGUAGAGGCGCACAUCAGAGAUCAGAGGGAGAAGUUGAGUAUUGUGGGAAACGGGAUGGGAGACGUGAAGAUGAGAUCGAUCCACGAAAAAUUCAACAGUACCGAGACACGACGUUCACUUGAAAUUUCUACCGUGCUUGGAAAGACAAGAGAUGAAAUGAAAUGA